Molecule: messenger RNA, 1445 nt
Organism: Empidonax traillii (willow flycatcher)
Lineage: Eukaryota; Metazoa; Chordata; Aves; Passeriformes; Tyrannidae
Gene: PGRMC1
Product: progesterone receptor membrane component 1
Exons: 3
Coding region: 37-612 (191 amino acids)
Cellular component (GO): endomembrane system; membrane
Source: RefSeq, a predicted model, not a curated record
CUCCCAGAGCCGCCGAACCGCAGCGUACCCGGCGCCAUGGCCCGCGAGGAGGCGGCGGUAGCCGGCGAGGAGGCGGCAGGCGAGGCCGGCGGGCUCCUGCUGGAGAUCGUGGGCUCCCCGCUCAACCUGAGCCUGCUGGGCCUCUGCCUUUUCCUGCUCUACCAGAUCCUGCGGGGCGAGCGGCCCGCGGCACCCGCGGGCGAGGCGGAGCCGCCGCCGCUGCCCAAGAUGAAGCGCCGCGACUUCACCCUGGCGCAGCUGCGGCCCUUCGACGGCGUGAGCGACCCGCGCAUCCUCAUGGCCGUCAACGGCAAAGUCUUCGACGUGACCCGCGCCAGGAAGUUCUACGGGCCCGAGGGCCCAUAUGGCAUUUUUGCUGGAAGAGAUGCCUCCCGAGGUCUUGCCACUUUCUGCCUGGAUAAGGAGGCACUGAGGGAUGAGUACGAUGACCUCUCUGACCUCAACGCUACACAGCAAGAGACCUUGAGGGACUGGGAGUCACAAUUCACUUUUAAGUAUCAUCAUGUUGGUAAGCUGCUGAAGGAGGGGGAGGAACCCACUGUGUACUCUGAUGAAGAAGAAAAAGAUGCCCAGAGUGCAAAGAAAGAGUAGAAAGCGCAGUGAGGAACAAUCUGUGUUUGAAUCGUAAAGGAUCAUUUGUAACAUUCCACUUCUGUUUAACAAGGUGCAGCAGCAGCAAUGCUUACAAAAGGUCCAAGAGUUACAGUGAAUUGUUUCUCUUCAAUGUUUUCCUUCUCAAAUUCAGUGGUAAACUACUGAAGGUCUGUCUUCCUUUAAACCCACGUAAUCAGAAGAGUGCACAACAAAUAUCUGUGCAAAAGUAAACUGCAAUUUUGGCAAUAAAGGACUAUUCCUGUUUUUCUGCUAUCACCAUUUAGUGCAGAGUAGGUCGAAAUCCAGUUUUUCAUUAACAACCUACCACUGUGGACACAAACUCGAGUAACUUCAUGUAUGCAACACAAAUUCCACUACAUCUUUUGUUUUAACUUCUGCAGUGUGUGGCCCUUGGGCUGUAGUUCCUCUAGAAAAGGGACUAUAUUUUAUUUGUCCACAAAACACUGUACUCAUUUGUUGUGCAAUGUAAUUCAAUAUUAUAUAAUUUGGCUUUUAAGGGUUGUGUUAGUGGUUUACAGAUGAAACACUACCUUGCUUUUCAGAAAGAUCAAGAAUUUUUCAGAGGUUAAAUCACUUUUAGAUACUUUAAAAUUAAUAAGGACUGAUGAAUACUUGCUGUAUUCAACAUGCAUAAUUCUGCAUGGAUUAAUAUACUUCAUUCACAUCUGAAGUGUUACAAAGGUUUAGAUACUGAGUGGAACUAGGCAUCCCUAGAGGUACACCAUGAAGUGUGACUGCACUAGACUGCUGUUCAUUCAAUUUUCUUAGUAAAACUCUUCUGUUAAUUUAAUAAAAUUAUGUUAAGUAUG